CGGUUGGCCCCUACAGCCUACAGGUUAGGACUGGCUCCGGAUGCCUAUAAAUACAAGGAGCUGUUUUCAUUCCCAUCCGGUGUAAGCACACAGUCCCUUCCUCAUCCCUACCACGCCACGCCACGCUUCCAGCUCUCGGAGCGCCAAGGCGAAGAAGCCGACUGCAGACAUGUUCUCGUCCAUGGCCGCGGCCGUGACGUCGUCGCUCGGCUCCCUCCCGCUCCCGAUCCUGGCGCCGCUCGUCGCCUCCGCGCUCGCGUUCCUCGUCACCGUCCUCCGCGUCCUGCUACGGAGGCCGCGGCCGGUGUACCUGCUCAACUACAGCUGCCACCUCCCGGACCCAGACCGUCAGUGCAACAUGGAGGUGUGCGAGUACUUCGGGCUCCGCUCCGGCCGCUACACGGACGAGACAGCCGACUUCAUGCGGCUCAUCUUCCGCAAGUCAGGGCUCGGGAUGGAGACCUUCGCGCCGCCCUUCAUCUUCUCGGGCAAGUUCGAGAAGACGCUGGCGUUCGCGAUCCAGGAGGCCGAGGAAGGGCUCUUCGCCGUGGUGUCCCAGCUCCUGGCGAAAUCCGACGUGUCCCCGCGGGACAUCGGCGUGCUCGUCGUCGCCUGCUCCAUGUACUCCCCUGCCCCGUCCCUGGCGUCCAUGAUCGUGCGCCGGUUCAGGAUGGACCCCGGGGUCAAGUCCUACAGCCUCGCCGGCAUGGGGUGCAGCGCGGGCACGGUCGGCAUCGACAUGGCGGCGCGCGCGCUCCGGGUGCGGGGAACGCCCGGGUACGCGCUGGUGGUGGUGACGGAGAACACGAGCCUCAACUGGUACUUUGGCAACAACAAGCACAUGCUGGUGACCAACUGCAUCUUCCGCGUGGGCAGCGCGGCCGCGCUCGUGACCGACGUGGCCGCGCGCCGGGGCGACGCCAAGUACGAGCUGCUGCGCACGCUGAGGACGCACCACGGCGCCGACGACGCGGCCUACAACGCGGCCGUGCAGAUGGAGGACGAGGACGGCGGCGUGGGCGUGGCGCUCACCAAGGACCUCGUGCGCGUGGCCGGCGCCGGGCUCAGGCAGCACAUCGCCACGCUCGCGCCCUACGUGCUCCCGGUCUCCGAGCUGCUCAGGUACGUGUACCGCGUGGCGUGGGCGUACAGCGGCGGGAACCCGAAGGCGGCGGCGGCGGUGGUGCCGGACUUCCAGCGGGCCUUCGAGCAUAUGUGCAUCCACUCUGGCGGCAAGGCGGUGAUCGACACGGUGGCGAAGCUGAUGGGGUUCGGCCCGGCCGUGGUGGAGCCGGCGCGCGCCACGCUGCACCGGUUCGGCAACACCUCCAGCAGCCUCGUGUUCUACGAGCUGGCCUACUUCGAGGCCAAGCGCCGCGUCCGCGCCGGCGACCGCGUCUGGAUGCUCGCCUUCGGGACGGGAUUCAAGGCCUGCAGCGCCGUCUGGCGCGCGCUCCGCGACGCCGGGCCCGACGCCGACAACCCAUGGAACGCCUGCGCGCACCGCUACCCCAUGGCCUUGCCCGUGCCGACCCCGCGCAAGCAACACCAACAGCAGCAGCCACAGCCGCAGCCGCAGCAGCUGUGAGCUAGCGUCUCAAUCGAUAUCCAUCAGCUGCCGAUGAAUAAAUUAAAUCAAACGUUGAUGUUAAUGAAUUCGGCCCAGAACUGAUGAUCUACCUAAGUCGAUGGAGGCAUAUAAUGUACUUUGUGCUACACCUUCCAGAUCGAAUACAGAGUAUCUGCAUCGAUCCAUUCA
Brachypodium distachyon (stiff brome) is the source of this 1759-nucleotide messenger RNA. Its product is annotated as 3-ketoacyl-CoA synthase 17. NCBI's taxonomy places the organism in Eukaryota, Viridiplantae, Streptophyta, Magnoliopsida, Poales, Poaceae. Bases 170 to 1588 code for a protein of 472 amino acids. The record is from RefSeq and is a predicted model, not a curated record. Gene Ontology annotation, cellular component: membrane. Gene Ontology annotation, molecular function: acyltransferase activity, transferring groups other than amino-acyl groups. Gene Ontology annotation, biological process: fatty acid biosynthetic process. The transcript is spliced from 2 exons.